AUGGUUGAUAAUAUUCCCCUUCCAUCAGUGGAAGAAGUUUAUGAAUGGAUCCCAGAUAAUGUUAUUACUUUUCUGGAGUCUUAUCGAAAAGAGUUAUAUCUUGAAGAUCAAGACAUUAAAACAAUUAGAGAUAACCGUGUCACCGGCGCAACAUUCCUUAAACUAACGCUAGGAAAACUUUUAUCAUAUCCUUAUAAAUUUCCUGGUAGGCCUGCAGAACUUAUAGCAGACUUAAUUAAUAAAAUCAAAGACAAAGAGCCAGAGCAAAAGACUGUGAAAACCCUUGAAGACAUUAUUGAAAUCAUCUUGAAAGACGUCAUGCCUAAUUCACUUAAACAAUCUGAUGGACUAAAGAUGCCGCUAAAAGAUCGAGACUUCGCUGAGGCGAUGACUGCAAUCGCAUCAAAUGUUUCUAAUAACCUUAAAUCUUUGACUGCCAAGACAGAUUUUUACAUCCUUGUUAGUGGUGGGGCCCCAGGCAUUGGUAAAACACGGUUUGGCCAGGAGCUUUUCGAUUUCAUUCAAACAAGAGGGGUUAUACCUACUGUCAACAAUCGUCGACCACAUUUCAAAUAUCUUCAUCUUGAUUUUGGGAGCAGUAUUAAACUUGACAAAUUUGACUACCAACUAUCAACGACAGUAAUUAUUGGAUUACGGAUUGCUUAUGAAUUUUUCAUUGCAAGGAAAUAUGAAAUAGAGUUUCAACUUUUUCGGGAACGGGCUUUGCCUUACAUUGAUACAUUCAAGGUUGAAAGUGUCUUUGAAAGCAUCCGGAAAAAACCUUCAAUACAGAACACUCAUCAACUCUUUAGUAUGAAUAAUGAUCUUGCAAUAUUCAUGCUUGGUCCACCUAAAUAUACUUUUGUUCAAACAUUCCUUUCAGGUACCGCACCUCAAGCAGUCAUUGCAACUAAAGAAGAAUCGAAUGUUUCAUUCAAAUUUGUAAAGUGCCCAAUGCUAUCAAUUACAUCUAUGAUUCAAAUUGUCGAUUAUUAUGCUGAAAAAUUUGACACAGAAACGUUUGACAAAUGGAGGCUUUGUUACCGGUUCCUUCAGCUUAUCAAGGACACUGGAGGAUUACCUCGCGCGCUUCAACUCCUUCUUGAUGUUUGUUUUCAUGAUUACAACAAUUGCGAAGAAGAAUUCUUUCUCACUAUUCAUAAACAAUUUUAUAACGAUAUCUUUAACACUAUUGUUGAGAAACUCAAUACGCUUUACAACAUUCGAGAAUUCGUAAAACACAAUAAGCGUCUUACCCUGGAACUCAUACAUUAUUGUAUUGAAGAAAUUCCCGUUAGUACAAACGAAUGUCUAGAUCCGAAUAACAAUAUUAAUACUAUUGAAAAUUUGGAGACUGAUUCACAUAUAAUUCUCAAACGUUAUAAUGAUGCAUUCGAUCAGUUCCUCAUUAAAAUGCCUUUUUUUUAUAUCUGCAUCUACAAUGAUAUCUUGCACAUUAUACAGGAGUGGGAGCAGUCUGUUGCAAAUUAUGGAGCAUUUCGUACAAAUUUAUUUAUCAAACGUGGAAUGCAAACACUGCGUUUGCAGGAACUAUACCGCGGUGCCUAUGGAAAAAAUAGUACAUUAGAUAUUGUUGUUAGGUUAAAGAAACUCUCAGUCUGCCAGGCCAGUGAGCAAUUCCUGUCAAAGUUAACAAAAGAAACUGAUACCCAAAUAAUUGACUGGAAAGACGGGAAUGUCUUGUUUAUUAAUUGUAAGUCAGGUCAGUUUGGAGAUUCAUUUGUUGUUAGAGAAGUUGUUGACGGUUCAAAGCUCCUCAUAAUUGAGCAAGAAUGUUGGGAUUAUAACUCGCAAGAAUUUACACUAUAUCAAGUUCUAGAGAAAUCAAUCAAAAACAUUGAAAAUGUUCUAAGAUCGAAAUCUCCAGAUGGUCUUCUACAGUAUACGCCCAUCAUAAUCUUUUAUACUACUCAACCAUACAGUGGUGAUCCCUCAGAGCUACCAGACCGUUGCUUACUUAUCGCAAAAGGGAAUUUCAGUACAUACUUUGGCCCCGUUUUUUCAUCACAUGCUAUGUUUUCCCUUACUAGGGAUAUAAAUCCUAAUUUUUCGGACCCAGAAAGGAUGGGUUCUAUUAUUUUUGACGUUAAUGAUCAAACUGCACAGGAUAUUGUAUCAAAACGACCAUAUCAUAAUGAAGAGGAAUUCUAUACCAAGCAUCCACGCAUUAAAAGGCAGCAUAUAAAGCUUAGCCUUUACCCAUUCGAUUUAAAUAUAAACUAG
Molecule: messenger RNA, 2244 nt
Organism: Dentiscutata erythropus
Lineage: Eukaryota; Fungi; Glomeromycota; Glomeromycetes; Diversisporales; Gigasporaceae
Source: the annotation of a GenBank genome assembly